AGAUCCUGAGCCACAGAGCCACCGCUCCGCCCCGUAAGGCUUAAAGAAGAGAAGGAAAAGAAGGGGAGAGAGCAGAGCAGAGCCCUGGGCCUCUGUAGAGAAAUGGCUUCGCACGGCUCGCGGGCUCAGAAAAAGAACGCGUACACCGCCGUCCAGGUGGACCCCGAGAGCGACUACGCCACCCCCGGAGCCUUCGAGCUGGAGAGGCUGUUCUGGCACGGCUCAGCGGCGUACACGCACGUCAACGAGGUGUGGCCCGGCGUCUACAUCGGGGACGAGAAGACGGCCCUGGACAGGUACACCUUGGAGAAGAUGGGCAUGACGCACAUCCUGAAUGCGGCCGCCGGCAAGUGGAACAUCAGCACAGGACCCGAGUAUUACAGCGACAUGAACAUCGAAUACUACGGCGUCGAAGCCGAUGACCUUCCGAGUUUCAACCUCAGCGAAUUCUUCUACCCCGCAGCAAAGUUCAUCGACGGCGCUCUUAGCAGACCCGAAAACAAGCUCUUGGUGCACUGUGUCAUGGGGAGAAGUCGCUCAGCCACGCUCUUCCUGGCCUACCUGAUGAUCUACAAGAACAUGACCAUUGUGGACGCCGUUAAUCACGUCAUCGAGCACAGGUGCAUUUUGCCCAACCGUGGGUUUUUGAAACAGCUCAGGCAGCUCGACAUCGAUCUCCAGCUUCAGAGGAAAAAAUUAAAAGAAGGCGCAGCCUCGAACGGAGAAAACGAUGAGCAAGGAAAAUGACAACUUCAUUUUCCAUCAUUUUUACAGAAGGGUGUCUAUUUUUAUGGGCUUUAUACUCUGAAAACAAAGACCGGAAGGAAGUAUGCAUAGAUAAUGGCAAAAAAAAAAGUAUGGCCAGAAUUGGAUUAAAUGCUUCUUAUCCAAUUAUGUCUCGUGAAAAAGUUUUAGAACAUUUUCAAGCAGCUCCCAGGAGAAUGGUCACAGGCUGAAGGGAUGAAUGUGUUGGCAGCACCAAUCUAGACUGCUGGAACAUCACGUAACCAAAAUGCCGUCGUGCACAAACUACUACGUGUUUGACGUGCUUGAUGGCUGUGCAAUUGCAAUUCACGAUUACGAUGAUUUUGUGCACUUUUACUUGUGAAUGAAGAUUCCAAACUGUCAAAGCAAUGCAGAAACGUUCAUAAUGUUUCUUCAGAAAGAAGCCAGAUUACAAAUAAGGGCAGUCCAAUAAUGGCUCAUCAUAAUUUAUUUUAUGCUAAAAUGUACAGCAUUUUUUAAGUGACUGACUAAAAAGAUAACUCAUAAAUACAAGACUGUCAUUCUUUUCUAUUUUUGUACACAUAUCCAUGUCCCCUCUCAUCCCUAACCAGUCACUCUGUACAGGUACAAAGGCUACAAAAAAGCAAUAUAAACAGACAAAUACAAUUUUGCUUUUUACAUGCGAUCUGUUAGCUUAGUUUGGUCUAUUCACAGGCUACUGCUCUACGCUUUUUUGUAAAAUAUAAAUCCAACAUUUUAUAAAGAUACAAAAAAAUCUACAGAUGGAAUGAAAAUGUAAGUUUAAAGGCAUUUUCAUAAAAUAGCAACUUUGGACUAAAUUUACGUUUUUAUUUUUUAAUUCCUCCACAUUUCUGGACUUUGUUCUUGGAAAUGCUUUAGAAUUGUAUGGGUACAAACACUGAGAUAUGCUUCAUUAUGUAGACAGUAAUCAGUUUGCAUUAUAAAACAGAAAAGCUGCCUCCUUCAAGGAAAUUUGUUACAAAAGGUACUCAAUUAUACACAAUUAGCAAUAAAACCUUUCAAACUGAACAACUGAAACGAGACUAAGUUUACAAUUUUUUUACAGUAUUAGAAUUAACAAAAAUAUAGUUUAAUCUUCCUCCCCUUGCAGGGAAACCUAAUCAAGGCCAUAAGUUUUGAAAAUGGCUUGCUAUUAAGCACAACACUUGUACAGUACUACUUAAUGCACUGUCACUAACAAAGACAUCAUAGCAUGCUAAGUGUCACCUUACAAAAAAUAAAACAAAUUUACAAUAAUUUAAAUAUAUAAAGGCAUAAGUAUGGAACAUAAACUAAACUUCAGUACUGCUGGACAGGUACACUUAAAAGGCUCCAACAUCCAAACAUUACAUUUGUAGCAGAGGCACAUUAAAUGGCUCCAACAUACAGGCUGCAACCCCACUGCAGUGUGAAGCCUCCCUUCACUACAGCUCUGCAUCGCAGGCUGCACUCAUUUAAAAGG
Molecule: messenger RNA, 2209 nt
Organism: Lepisosteus oculatus (spotted gar)
Lineage: Eukaryota; Metazoa; Chordata; Actinopteri; Semionotiformes; Lepisosteidae
Source: RefSeq, a predicted model, not a curated record